AUGUUGUCCAAGGCUAUCGCGAUCCUGGCGGCGGCGACGUUGACGUCGGCCGCCACGCCCAUGGGUUUCAUGCCCAGUUCAAACACUCCCCUAAUUGUUUCUUACGGAGGCAUCUCGGCACUGGAUGGCGUGAACCUGCCCAAGGAUUCUAGUCAGACUCAACCCACGAUCGCGACCGAGCAGCAGCUCAAGGGCCAGUAUGCGGUGAUAAUGGUGGAUAUCGACGUCCCGACCAACGAACCCCCGAAGACGGGAACUCUGCUCCACUGGAUGCAAACCGGCCUCAUGUCCGCUGACACCCCGACGACGCUCAACACGACCGCCGGGCCCAAGAAGGUCUUUCUCAUGCAGAACAAGAUGAACGCGGCAGCGCUGGCGCCGUACAUUGGUCCCAACCCGCCUGCGAGAGAGCCCCUCAGCCACAGAUACACCUUCGUUGCGGUCGACCAUACGACGAUUACCCAGCAAGGCCUCAUGGCCCUCUCUGGCGCCGCCCAGAGCCGUCGCGACUUCAACGUCAUGAACGGUCUCAUGGCAGCCGGUCUUUCGGACAAGGUCGUCGCCGGCAACUUCUUCCGCGUCACAAACGCCGGACCCGUUGGCGCUGGCCAGGGUGCGGGUGGUGGAGGAGGCCGCGGUAACGGCACCGGUGGAGGAGGUGGCAUGCCCACGCAGCCCAUGCCGAUGCCAAUGCCUAACCCUGCGCCCACUGGAACCCCGACUGCGCCCGGUGGCGGCGGAAUGCCUGGCAUGCCCGGCAUGCCCGGCAUGAGCAUGGCCCCCAGUAUGACUAUGUCCAUGCCCGGUAUGCCCGGUGCCAGCGCGCCCCCCGCCGGAGGUGCUCAGCCGUCAAUGCCGGCCCGUGCCAGCGGUCUCAGUCUUGCUCCCGGCCUCGGCCUCAUGACCAUGGGACUCUGCCUCAUUGGCUCCCUGUUCAUCUUCAUGUAA
Molecule: messenger RNA, 948 nt
Organism: Colletotrichum orchidophilum
Lineage: Eukaryota; Fungi; Ascomycota; Sordariomycetes; Glomerellales; Glomerellaceae
Exons: 2
Coding region: 1-948 (315 amino acids)
Biological process (GO): regulation of Ras protein signal transduction; regulation of proteolysis
Molecular function (GO): phospholipid binding; peptidase inhibitor activity
Source: RefSeq, a predicted model, not a curated record